Molecule: messenger RNA, 4671 nt
Organism: Erigeron canadensis
Lineage: Eukaryota; Viridiplantae; Streptophyta; Magnoliopsida; Asterales; Asteraceae
Product: histone-lysine N-methyltransferase ATXR7
Exons: 16
Coding region: 109-3369 (1086 amino acids)
Cellular component (GO): Set1C/COMPASS complex
Molecular function (GO): protein binding; histone H3K4 methyltransferase activity
Source: RefSeq, a predicted model, not a curated record
CUAUCAUUCAUCCGCCUCUUUUUUCCAGUUUUCCUCACAUUCAGUCAUUCACCAUCACAACACAAGUCACAUCCAUCAUCAUCGCUCGAUCCCUCCCUCUCAGGUGAUAUGCUGUCUGCAAUGGACACAAAGGGCGAGACAAAUGGCGUAAACGAUGCCACAAACAAAGAUCUUGUCGGGUUGGCAGAGGUUGCGUAUGUGAGUGGGUGGAUGUAUGUUAGCGAACAAGGACAGUAUUGUGGUCCGUAUAUUCAGGAGCAACUUUUUGAAGGUCUGUCUAGCAACUUCUUGCCAGAGGACCUUCCUGUUUAUCCACUCUUGAAUGGAAGCUUGGGAAAUCCUGUGCCGUUAAAUUACUUUCGGCAAUUCCCUGAUCAUGUUGCCACUGGCUUUGUUUAUCUAAAUGUUUCCGCGUCUGAUGUGAAGGAGAACUCUGAUAAAAUUUUACACGAGAGCGGUGAUGUUAAGAAAGAUGAAAAUCCUACAGGUGAAGUUUGUACAUCAACUCAACGGAUGCAGAAAUCGGAAGUAUUGAUCUCAACUUCAUCGUUUUUAUCACAGUCAGGUGAAGAAGGAUGCUGGCUUUAUGAAGAUGAUCUGGGAAAGAAACACGGUCCACAUACUCUUAUGGAGCUUUAUUCCUGGCUUCAUUAUGGAUAUCUCCAAGGGUCAGUGAUGGUAUAUCAUUCUGAAAAUGUAUAUAAGCCCUCCAAUUUGCGGACUUUAAUAGACUCCUGGUUGACUGCCCAAGGUGAUUCUAUAGGGCAGCUUGAUAACAAUGAAGACCACCUAAUUACGGGUUUUGUGGCUGAUGUUUCUGAGGAGGUCUGUGCCCAGUUGCAUUCUGGAAUUAUGAAAUCAACAAAAAAGGUUGUGUUAGAUGAAAUAAUAAGCCAUGUGAUAAGGGAGUCUAUGACUGCAAAGAAAGAUGACAGCCAUCUGAAACUUGAAGAUUCUUGUCAGACAAUCGAGGACUGCUCACUGGAUAACCCAAUCUCUCAUACAAAUCAGGAGUUGGAUGAAUGUUCUGGGAGCGAAGGAGCGGCAUCUCAUAGUGUUCACAAGCAGACUGCCCCUUCACCUUCUGUGGAACCUCAUGGAUACAAGAAAUCUGUUGGAAGCUUAGAGAAUUUUCAUGGUGUAUACAUUGAUGUUUGCAGAAACCUUUUUGACUUCUGCAUGCAGGUCAUCUGGAAUGCUGUCUUAUAUGACCCAGUAGCAGAUCAAGUAUCUGUAUGGAGGAAGGAAAAACUGUGGUCCAAUUACAAUGCUGUCACUGAAAAAUCCAAUGAAUUUCAUGAGUUGACUGAGAGGAAGCCUGUAGAUGAUUUGGAGCAAGAAUCUUCAUCUUCCAAGAAUGAUUAUCCCCCUGGGUUUGAAGUGGCUGCAUCUCCAUUGACAUUGUGUCAUGGAGAAGUUACAUCUAAAGAUGAUUCUUUUAGAGAUAAUAUGGAACAAAUAAUGGAAAGUGUAGAAAGUGAAAUCCAUUUAUCUGCAAGGAAGUCUUUGCUUCAUUAUGUUGAAAAUCUUGUUGACAAGGAAGUGCGGAAAGUUGUUAAAACUAAAAGGAAAGUUAGAAUGAAGGAGGUUGCUGUUGACUCUAGACCUCAGCUCAGUCGUGCAACUCGAUCUGAUGUUUUUAGUUCAUCGAACAGCAGGUCAUCUCAACAGAAUAUGUUUCUGCCGAAGAUGCCUUCAUCUAAUUGGUUUGAAAAUGCUUUCAUUAAAGUAUAUGCACAUGAGGAUAUCGUUCAGAAUAAAAAUAACCUUCAAUCAAUUGUGCCCAAAGAGAAUUCUAGAUUUGUUGUUCCACAAGCUAGUAAAUUUCACCCAACUAGGGCAAUGGAUUCUAUUCCCAAGAUUGCGAUCUAUGUUAUCGUGGCAGCGUGCAGACAGAAGUUGCACGAUAUUGUUGCUAGGGAGUGGUUAUCGAUAUCUCUGAAUGAUGCCAUUGAUAAACAUAAUCAGCCAGUUCAUUCUUCUAAGAGGCACAGUAAUCUUGAUACAAUGGUGGGUAGAGAAACUAAAAGAAGGAAGGAGAAGACUGUAGAGUUCAUUGCCGCGUAUGAUAAGUACAAAGAGCAAUCUAGGAAUGGUCAAAGCUCUGGCCCCCCUGAACCAUCUGCUGGCAAAGGAGACUAUACUUAUUGCCGAACUAGAAAGUCAAAGAGAAAAAAGUUUGCAUCUUUAUCAGGGCAACCGAAAACUGGACGAUUGGUUCAGAAUUCAAGGAGACAGGAUGUUUCUGCACUAGAGCAUGAGGUAGCUGAAACGUUAAUCAAAUAUGGUGAUGAACUUGCACUAAAGUAUCGUGCUACUAAACAGUUCCGUGAUCCUGAUGUUCAUGGAGUUCGAUUAGCAUCCAAUAGUGGGACUUGUCAGAAAUCUGUGAAGGUUUCUACUGUAAGUGAAGAUAAUGACAGACGUGUUGGUGCUAUAAUAUCUCGCAAAGAAAAUGAUCCCGAUUUCCGUCUGAAAACUUAUGAUCUUAGAAGCCAGGAAGCAACUGCUGUUGACUUAUCUAAAAGUGUUUCAAAAUCAAGCAAAAUGGGAAAACUAAAAAGGAAGAGUAAUAUAGAUGAUACACCUGAACAAUGUUCUGUGAAAGUUCCCAAGCUAACAAUUGGUGGUGUUAAAGCUAAGAAGAUUCAAAAUAGUAAGUCUAAAAAGUCUAAAACCUGCCCUGUAUCUAAAGGAUGUGCACGUUGCUCUAUCAAUGGGUGGCAAUGGCGUAAAUGGUCAUUACAUGCAAGUCCUGCUGAGAGGGCUCGUGUUCGAGGAACUUGUGUAAGUAAUACAAACGAUGCUGGUCCCGAGGCCAACACAUCUCAUCCUUCAAACGUUAAGGGAUUAUCUGCCAGAACAAAUAGGGUAAAGAUGCGUAGCCUGCUUGCUGCUGCCGAUGGUGCUGACCUUCUCAAGGCUACUCAGUUAAAGGCAAGGAAAAAACGUUUACGUUUUCAACAAAGUAAGAUACAUGACUGGGGUCUUGUUGCUCUCGAGCCAAUUGAAGCAGAAGAUUUUGUUAUUGAAUAUGUAGGAGAAUUAAUUCGUCCUCGUAUUUCUGAUAUCCGUGAACAACAUUAUGAGAAGAUGGGAAUUGGUAGCAGUUACCUUUUUAGACUGGAUGACGGUUACGUGGUUGAUGCGACAAAGCGUGGUGGGAUUGCUAGAUUCAUUAACCAUUCAUGUGAGCCUAAUUGUUAUACCAAGGUUAUAAGUUUGGACGGUCAGAAAAAGAUAUUCAUUUAUGCAAAGCGGCAUAUAGUCUCAGGAGAAGAAAUUACUUACAAUUACAAGUUCCCGUUGGAAGAAAAAAAGAUCCCCUGCAACUGUGGCUCUAGGAGAUGUCGCGGAUCGAUGAAUUGAGAAGUUACAAGGGCUCCAUAUCAUGGAAUUGUUUUUGCAGGACUAGUUUUGUUAUGUUUUAUUUGUUGGAAAGCAUGUUGAACGGACAUAUUUUGUUGGUAAUGCUGCUAGGCUACUGUAGCGGUUGCUUGCUAAAAUCCCCCAAAUGACCAUUUUAGCACCAUACUGUCUCAGAAAAUGUUGAAUCUUUUGAAGAUGGACAACCGAUUCAUGUGCAUACUUGUAGCUUGUCUCAGUUGCAGAUGAGUUUCUUCCCUUAAUUUUGUAAAUCAGUCAUUCAUUGGUUAAUUUUGUGGUCAUAUUUCUUUAAAGCCCUUGUACAGACAUGCCCCAGUUUUUGACUCUAACUAUUAAUAUAAAAUUUAUUCCUUUUGAUGAUAACACUUCUUCUUUAUCAUAUUUUAUUUGGUAUCACUUGCCAUUGGGAGUGGAUAGCUUUUGAGAUGUUCCUGUUGCGUGUUUAACAUAUAUGAUAAUAGCUUCAGUUUUGCACCCUAUGAGAACAAGGCAAUAAAUAUCUAUUGGCAAACUAAAUAUUCUCAUACUAAAAAUUUAGCAUUAUAUUUAUGAUAUGGAGAAUGUAUUUGGAAAUCAACCCCCUGGAUAAUAAACUCAUUUUUGGUAUAGUUUUCUAUAAGUAGACGCUUGUUUUUGAUAAACUAAAAAACUUGAUUUCAAGUGAAUGUUAAUCAAUCUAUCUUAUAGUAUGAAAACCCAGAUAGGUAUUUGGACUAUAUGUCCAUAUAUAUAUAUAUAUAUAUAUUUUAUCUUAUAUCCAAGCGUGAGCAGAUUGUACUUUGCAUGUGAUGUUGUAUAAUGUGAUCAUAAUUGGUAGUUUCUUUCUUUUCCUUUCUUAAAUUGGUUUAGGCACAGGAAUUUAUCAAGGGGUAAAAUUGGUUUCAACAUCUGGCUAAAGUGGUGUUUUACAAUCUUCUGAGUGAUUCUCCAAGCAAUGUUACACGAGUCCCAAAAUUAUGUUGCAUCCGACCUUAGCUCAAAUGGCAGAGUAGAAGGAUUUUGACUAGUCAGAGUGUUAUCUUGCCUCUGACUUCUCGUAAUCCUUUUGGCUGUCGGUUCGAAUCCGACAGGUCGGUUUAUAUAUGUUCACUUAGCUUUCUUUUUCACGGCCAUGCUUAUUGUUCCACAUUAUACUCCCACACUAGUUAAAAACUUCACAAUCAUUUAGGUUGUUCAACUCUUACUAUGACCACAUCUAUUGGCUAGUAGUUUUGUUUGCUUGUAUUAGGGGACAUUGUGCAUGGACUAAAGAUGUUUUAAAAAAGCAAUUACUAAUUUACUAUA